Molecule: messenger RNA, 789 nt
Organism: Musca vetustissima
Lineage: Eukaryota; Metazoa; Arthropoda; Insecta; Diptera; Muscidae
Gene: Jhbp5
Product: protein takeout
Exons: 3
Coding region: 1-789 (262 amino acids)
Source: RefSeq, a predicted model, not a curated record
AUGUUAAAUGGAAAAGUGUAUCAGUUCUUAUAUGCCAUCGUCUUUUUGAUAUUAUGGAAUCAAACCUCAGCUGGACCUGGCUACAGUAAAAGGGAACGAUCAAUUAAAUUGCCUUCCUUUUUGAAAAUCUGCCAUCGUUCGGAUCCUCAGCUAAAUAAAUGUGCCCGCAAUGCACUGUAUUCGUUAAAGGAUCGUUUAGAAUAUGGUAUACCCGAAUUGUAUAUACCAGCUAUGGAACCAUUGGUUAUACCGGAAAUAAAAAUGAACCAGGACACCGGUGCUGUGUACAUAAAAUCCAGUUAUAAAAAUGUUGAAAUCUAUGGCAUGUCUAGAUUUGCCGUUAAGUCGCUGCACAUUGAUGCGAAUAAAAUGAAAUUUACCACCACCAUGCUGUUUCCCAAUCUAACCAUGCAUGCCGAUUAUGAAAUUGAUGGUAAAAUAAUGAUGAUGCCAAUGACCGGAUCGGGAAGAUGUAAUGCCAACUUUACCGAUGUCACCAUGACCACUGUGAUUUUGGGUGAGCGACAAAAGAAAAAUGGACGCACCUAUUUCAAUGUCAAGGAUAUCACAGUGAACUAUAAUGUGGGGAAAGUUCAAAUCCAUUUAAAUAAUCUGUUCAAUGGUGACAAUGCUUUGGGUGAACGCAUGAAUGCUUUUUUGAAUGAGAACUGGGAUUCGUUGUCGGAAGAGUUGAGGCCAUUGCUGGAGAAAGCCUUCUCUCGGGUAAUACGUUCGUCAACAGAUAAGUUAUUUAAAGCUUAUAGCUAUGAUGAGCUGUUGCCAAAGUAA